AUGGAUACUGAGUGUGUAACUGUAACAAGUUAUGUUUUGGAACAAAAGAAAAAAUAUCCCGGUGCUUCUGGUGAAUUAACCAUUCUUCUCAAUGCAUUGUUAACAGCUAUUAAAGCUUGUGCAGCAGCUGUAAGAAAAGCCGGUAUUGCGAAACUAUAUGGCCUAGCUGGGUCAUCGAAUACAACCGGUGACGAUCAAAAGAAACUAGAUGUUCUCGCUAAUGAACUUUUUAUCAAUAUGUUAAAAUCAUCUUAUACAGUCUAUGCCAUGGCAUCCGAAGAAAACGAGAAUUUGAUCGAAGUGGAAGUUCCUAAACAGGGCAAAUAUAUAAUUUGUUUUGAUCCUUUGGAUGGUUCAUCAAAUAUUGAUUGUCUUGUAACCAUUGGUUCAAUUUUUGGCAUAUGGAAGAAACCAGAUGAUGUCAACACACCACUUCAAUGCAUCUUACAAAGUGGUGAACACUUACGCUAUGCUGGCUAUGCUGUGUACGGCUCAGCUUGUAUGUUGGUUUUAGCUACGAGAGAUGGUGUCAAUGGAUUUACACUCGAUCCAUCUAUUGGAGAGUUCAUUUUAACGGCACCAAAUAUGACGAUGCCAAAAUUGGGCGAAAAAGGUUCACAGAGAAUUUAUAGCAUCAAUGAAGGCUAUGCAAAAUAUUGGGAUAAAGCAACAGCUGAAUAUGUGCAAUCGAAAAAGUUUCCCGAGGGUAAAGAGAAACCGUUCGCCAAUCGUUAUGUUGGUUCAAUGGUUGCCGAUGUUCAUCGUACACUUCUCUACGGUGGUGUAUUCAUGUAUCCCGGAACAAAAGAAGCUAAAGAAGGCAAAAUCCGUUUAUUAUAUGAAAGUAUUCCAAUGUCUUUCGUAGUCGAAAAGGCUGGUGGUGCAUCAUCAAAUGGUCAGCACUCGAUUUUAAAAAUUCAACCUCAGGCUAUUCAUCAACGUUCACCGGUAUUUCUUGGUUAUAAAGAAGAAAUUGCCAAGAUAGAAAAACUUUACGAACAGUAUCCACGUGGCACAUGGGCCUACGAAUAG
Molecule: messenger RNA, 1032 nt
Organism: Adineta ricciae
Lineage: Eukaryota; Metazoa; Rotifera; Eurotatoria; Adinetida; Adinetidae
Source: the annotation of a GenBank genome assembly